Molecule: messenger RNA, 1044 nt
Organism: Galendromus occidentalis (western predatory mite)
Lineage: Eukaryota; Metazoa; Arthropoda; Arachnida; Mesostigmata; Phytoseiidae
Product: histone-lysine N-methyltransferase SMYD3
Exons: 1
Coding region: 1-1044 (347 amino acids)
Cellular component (GO): nucleus
Molecular function (GO): protein binding
Source: RefSeq, a predicted model, not a curated record
AUGGCGCGUAUUAUUCUACGCUGGAGACGAGAGCUCAACAAUCCGUCGUCCGAGACUCUACUCGGUACACGACGUCAACUCAAGGACUGUAUGAGCCACCUGCAAGAGAUCAAGAGGGACCGAGUCCGCGGGGGAGCCUUCGUGGAAAUGCUCAAUCUGCUCAAGCAGUUCCUCACCGCGGCUCAGCUCGAAGGCGUUAGCGACCUCGACAUCUUGGAGAUUUUCGGCAUCAUGUGCGUGAACACGAUUCAUAUCAGCAACGACGACGACUCGUUCGGCUGCGCGCUGUACCUUGCGCCUUCCCUCAUCGACCACUCGUGUUAUCCAAACCUCACCGCAACUUUCAAGGGGCAGAAAAUCGUGCUCAAAGUACUUCGACCGUGCGAACCGAAAACCGUCGCCGAUCUUUCUCUUGCCUACAUGCCGGUCUGCACCACCAAGGAACGCAGACGGAAAACACUGCGGGAAGAGUACUACUUCACCUGCGAAUGCGAAAUGUGCUCCGGGAAAGUGCCUGAGGUUUUGAGCGAAGCCGAUCCGAAACUCACCGAUGAAGUACUCGAGCUCGAGAAACUAAGCCUCGAUCUUUCGAGCCCCGAGAACCACCGGAAGGCGUUGAAGGGCGUCGAGGAGCUUCUGUCGACCAAACUCAAAGAUCUCGAUGAUUCGGACGUUGCCAAAUUCCGAGCGAUCCUAGUAGCGGCGGACGCUUCAGUUUGCGCUUCUUCUUACGACCGCGCUUACAACUACUACAGUCGGAGUCUCCCAGUUAUGAAACGAGUUUUCACCGAAAAUAAAGCGGAAUACGCGUAUAAACUCGUUCGCCUGGCUCGACUCUCGACAAUUGUAGUGAAAACCUCUCAAGAUCCCGAAGUUUUCGGGCCGCUCAUCGCGCUCCUCCAGGAGGCCGUUCGUGUGACGAGGAUUGCUCUCGGCGAAGAUCAUUCCGAUACUAAGGACGUGGCUCUCCUCUAUGAGGAACUCAGGGCGUGGUGGUGGUUACGACAACGAGCCGAGCGACAAUCAGCCGGCGGCGAUGAGUAA